CGAACAUUUUCAUUUAUAAAAAAAAACAAUUCAUAAAAAAAAUUGUGCAUGAAAACUGAAACUGAAAGAUAUGAAUGACACCUCAAAUGACACGGUCAAAGUCAAAUAGGACCAUUUUUCACGAUUUUUCUUAACGGAGAUAAACUUGAAAAAGUACUCUAGUCUCGAGAAAGAAACUGUAAAAAUGACGGAAACUGACGCCACAAAAAGACCGCUUACAAUGCCUGAAAAGUUCAUACCGUAUCUUGAAAAGUAUAGAGUUUAUAAAGUUUUCAAGGACAUGACCGAAGAUUUAAUUGUCCAUCUCCCGAAGGACCACCUUAUACACAUGAAGGUAUUCCUUGGACGACAUUUACAUAGUACAGGGGACAUAGAGCGUAUCAUGAUGCUCGUUUCUCCCAAUCUAAAAAUAGAUAUCAAAAGUUUGACGAAAGAGCUGAUAAGAGAUAUGGGAUUCAUAGUAAUAACUCGCCGAUGUGUGAUGGACCGUUACGAAAGGCAUGAUGACUACAUCCCAGGCUGUAUCUCGCCGGUGCUGAUGUCAGAGGUCACGAAACAGCUUGCUUGCAAGGAGCCCGUCGCUCAAGCUGGCUGGCUUAUGUUCGAUCACCCGUGCACAGUCCGCGAAGCGCGCUGCCUGCAGCAGGACGGCAUAUUCCCGACCGUGACCCUGGUGCUGACGCCGACGCCGCCGCAAGCGCCGCCAGCUGACGACCCGCUCACUCCGUCCAGAAACUUCUUCCAGCAGGACUUUGAAGGACUCAAGUUUGCUUAUAAGGCUACGCUCAAAGUUAGUUACCGUCUCUAUUCCAAGCUUGAAACCUUACGUGGAAGAAUAACCGGCUUGCCAGAAGUUUUCUUCGUAGAUUUUGGUGGGGCGGCUUUUGCCUUGGACGGUGUCGGUGAGGGAGAGCCAGAAAUCGGCGAACCAAAGCCAAACUCGUCGUCUGAGGACAUGUUUGUGUGGUAA
Messenger RNA from Ostrinia furnacalis (Asian corn borer), 970 nucleotides. Its product is annotated as adenylate kinase 8-like. Lineage: Eukaryota; Metazoa; Arthropoda; Insecta; Lepidoptera; Crambidae. The record is from RefSeq and is a predicted model, not a curated record. The coding region runs from base 185 to 970 and encodes 261 amino acids. The transcript has 6 exons.